Chelmon rostratus (copperband butterflyfish) is the source of this 2130-nucleotide messenger RNA. Its product is annotated as synaptic vesicle 2-related protein. Gene Ontology annotation, cellular component: membrane. NCBI's taxonomy places the organism in Eukaryota, Metazoa, Chordata, Actinopteri, Chaetodontiformes, Chaetodontidae. Gene Ontology annotation, biological process: transmembrane transport. The record is from RefSeq and is a predicted model, not a curated record. The transcript is spliced from 16 exons. Gene Ontology annotation, molecular function: transmembrane transporter activity. Bases 73 to 1701 code for a protein of 542 amino acids.
CCAGCAGGUUUGACUAAAACCACUGGUGUGCGUUGUGUGAGCUUUCACAGCUCUCAUAACACCAAAACUGAUAUGGACAACUGGAGCAGAACAGCGAAGAUCGCUUACAAGCGGUGGAGAAAUCCUGAACUUAGGGGUCCAGUAAAUUUUGUGGGUCAGAACGAUGAGGACCAGGGCACAGACAAUGAGAUCUGCACUAUAGCCUCCGCAAAACCCAACACAGGGGGAGGAAAGUCUGCAUUCAGAUCUGGAUUUGAUAGAACUGAAGGAACUUUUACAGUAUACGAUGCACUGGAGGCCAUCGGGUUUGGAAAGUUCCAGUGGAAGAUCUGUCUCCUCACUGGACUGUCGUGGAUUGGAGACUCCAUGGAGAUGAUGAUCCUCAGUAUCUUAGGCCCGCAGCUGCACUGUGAGUGGAGGCUGCCCAGCUACAAGGUGGCUCUCAUAACAUCGGUGGUGUUUGUCGGGAUGGGGCUCAGUUCACCUAUAUGGGGGAAUGUGUCCGACAAGUACGGCAGAAGAGUAGGCCUGAUGAUCUGCAUGUGCUGGACUCUCUACUACGGCCUGUUGAGUUCCUUCAGUCCGGUGUACGGCUGGCUCUUGGUCCUGCGGGGCCUCGUAGGCUUCGGCAUCGGAGGAGCUCCUCAAUCGGUGACACUGUACUCAGAAUUCCUCCCAGUGAAGGCAAGAGGCACCUGCAUCAUGCUGAUUUCGGCAUUCUGGGCAAUUGGUGCUGUGUUCGAGGUCCUGCUGGCACUGUGGAUAAUGCCCACUCUCGGCUGGAGGUGGCUGCUCGGCCUGUCCACUAUACCAACAGCAGUGUUUGUUUGCUUCUGCUUCUGGCUGCCGGAAAGUCCUCGCUUUGACGUGCUGACGGGAAGAACAGAGAAGGCCGUGGCAACUUUAACACGCAUCGCCAAAGAGAAUGGCAAGGCCCUGCCUAAAGGGAAGCUGGCUGCCUAUAAACAGAAUGGCCGUGGACAGAUCAAAGACCUCUUUGCUCGUCAGUAUUGGAGGACUACUCUUCUUCUGUGGUUGAUAUGGUUUGCAAAUGCCUUCUCCUACUACGGGAUAGUCCUGUUGACAACUGAGCUCUUCCAAUCUGGACAUUCGUGUGGGGUGACACAAGGGGCCAAGAUUGAACCGAGCUGUAGUCAAGAAUGCAAAUAUUUGACAUCAGCUGACUACAAAGACCUGUUAUGGACUACCUUGGCUGAAUUCCCAGGUCUUUUAGUUAUCCUUGUGGCAGUUGAACGUAUUGGCAGGAAGUGGAGCAUGGCGCUGUGUUUCUUCAUGUUUUCUUUGUGCAUUCUGCCCUUAUAUGCUUGCAUUGGGAGGUUAGCCCUUACAAUCUUCAUCUUCAUUGCCAGAGCCUUCAUCUCUGGAGGAUUCCAAGUUGCUUUUGUUUACACACCAGAGGUGUUCCCUACAGAAAACAGGGCCUUAGCAAUGGGGAUGUGCAGUGCCGUGGCCAGGGUGGGUUCCUUGAUUACCCCCUUCGUGGCACAGGUGAUGCUCAGGGUGUCAGUGAAUUUGACCCUAUCGAUGUACUGCAGCUGCUGUCUGCUGGCUGGCGUUGCAUCCUUGAUCCUGCCCAUAGAGACUUUGGGCAGGGGUCUGCAGGAGUCCAGUCUUGACCAGGAGGCCGGAGAGCAGAGGACCACCACAACCAGGCAGUCAAAUCUGGCACCACACUUCUAGAACCAAGGGACUCGAAGGGAAUGAAAAAAAAUUGAAAAGAAAGGCUAUUUUGUGAACUCCCAGGCUGCUGCAGACACAGUUGCCUGUUUAACUGUGGAUUGAAUCCUCUGAGCGAUGAUGGGUGAAGAACAACAGCAGACAAUCUCAUUACAGGCUGGGAGUGAUAAUUGAGAGCAGGCCUACUUCCCAUGUCUAAUGAGAGCGGAAGCACACUCGUGCUUGGACUGGUUUGUUUACCCUCUCUUCCAUUUAGGCCGUGAGAAGCAACACAGGGAGAUUUCAGAAAAUGAUGAUCCAUUGUGCAGGCUCUGCUUAGAGCUACACAUUUUAUGCCUUGACCUCAAGAGACUGGCAUUUAUUUUAAACAUUUUGAAUAAAAAUGACAUAUUUAUUUAUGUACAACUUGUUAAUUAAAGUUAUUCAAUCUGU